This is a messenger RNA of Nymphaea colorata (pocket water lily), 1998 nucleotides long. RefSeq lists its product as uncharacterized. The record is from RefSeq and is a predicted model, not a curated record. Lineage: Eukaryota; Viridiplantae; Streptophyta; Magnoliopsida; Nymphaeales; Nymphaeaceae. Gene Ontology annotation, molecular function: metal ion binding. The transcript has 3 exons. The coding region runs from base 99 to 1829 and encodes 576 amino acids.
CUUCUGCAUCACCUCCUCUCUCUCUCCACCCAUUAAAACCCUCCCUAACGUCCCCAUCUUCCCCCUAAAGCACUCUUCAUCUUCUUCGCUUCUUGACCAUGGAAUGCAAGACGUGGGUGCUGAAGGUUCCUAUCCACUGCGAAGGCUGCAAGAAGAAAGUGACGAAAGUGUUGAACAGCGUAGAUGGGGUAUCCACGACGACUGUAGACAUCGACCAGCAGAAGGUGACGGUUACCGGAGAUGUCGAUGCAGAUAGGCUGAUCAUGAAGCUCCAGAAGAAGGGAAAGCAUGCCGAAUUAUGGCGGGAUGAGGAGGACAGAGCUGGCAAGCAAGCCGCCGGGGAAGGCGAGAAGGGUUUCGGCAAGAACGAGAAGGCUGCCGCGAGAAAAGGCAAGGAGCACGCGGAUGGCGGUAAGGCCGGUGAAGGCAAUCCUGGUGGAAACGGCGGCGGCGGCGGUGGUGGUGGUGGUAAAAAGAAGGGUGGUGGCAGCGCCGAUGGUGGUGGUCCGAUGCCUGCAGAAUACGGGGCUCCCUCAGAGGCGGCACCGGCUGAUGGCGGUAACGCCGGUGGACUCAAUCUUGGCGGCAGCGGCGGUGGUGGUAAAAAGAAGAAAGGUGGUGACAGCGCCAAUGGUGGCGGUCAGAACUCCGGCGAGGGUGUUGCGGCAAAUGCUUUUGGUGGUGAGGCGGUGCCGGCGGAUGACGGUAAGACCGGUGGAGGUAAUCCUGGCGGCGGCCGCGGUGGUGCUAAAAAGAAGAAGGAUGGUGACAGCGCGGAUGGUGGUGGUCAGAACUCCGGCGAGGGUGGUCCGGCGCCUGCAGCAUGGGAGGCUCCGUUGGAGAUGGGAAACGCGGGCGGUGGUAGAAAGAAGAAGGGUGGUGUCAGCGCCGAUGGCGGUGCAGAAAAUGCUGUUGGCUGCGAUCAGGUGCCUCCAGCAUCCGGGGCUCCAUUGGCGGCGCCGCGGGCGGACGGCGGCUGUAAUCGUGGCAGUGGUAGUGAUAAAAAGAAGAAGGGUGUGGUCAUCGCCGAAGGUGGUGGUUCAAACUUUGGCGAUGAUGGUGCGCCAAAUACUGUUGGUCGCGAUCCCAUGCCUGCAGCAUUGGGGUCUCCCUGGGAGGCGACGGGUGGCGGUAGGCCCGGUGAAGGCAAUCCUGGUGGCAUCGGCGGCGGCGGUAGAAAGAAGGAUAAGAACAUUGGACAGAGCUCAGGCGAUGGUGGUGCAGCAAAUGCUGUUGGUAGCGGUCCGAUGCCUGCAGCAUCCGGGUCUCCCUGGGAGGGGAUGGAUGGCGGUAGGCCCGGUGAAGGCAAUCCUGGUGGCAUCGGCGGCGGUAGAAAGAAGGAUAAGAAGAUUGGUCAGAGCUCGGGCGAUGGUGGUGCAGCAAAUGGUGUUGGUGGCGAUCCGAUGCCUGCAGCAUCCGGGUCUCCCUGGGAGGCGACGGAUGGCGGUAGGGCCGGUGAAGGCAAUCCUGGUGGCAACGGCGGCGGCGGUAGAAAGAAGGAUAAGAAGGUUGGUCAGAGCUCAGAAGAUGGUGGUGCAGCAAAUGCUGUUGGUGGCGAUCUGAUGCCUACAACAUCUGGGGCUCUAAUGGCCAACCCGCAAGGCGGUGGCGCUCUCUUCUAUCCGGCGCCCGCCACAAAUUACAGCACUACGAGCCCCCAUCUCAGCUAUGGUGGGUUGUCGUACCCCCUCCCACCUUACGUCGACGUAUCCAUCACCGUGCCUUACGCCUCCAGCGGGGUCGUACGCUACGUUCCGCCGGGAACCAACCCGCGGCGGCUGGAGGAAUUGUUCAGUGAGGAGAACGCCACAGGGUGCUCGGUGAUGUAACGUACUCGUCGGAAAUUCCCCUCCGGCGGCAGUUAGCGACAACAAAGUCCCAUCUAGUUGUAUAUGCUUUUGGUCCUUGUGCUAUUUUUUCCCUCCUCUUUUUUGCCUUUGGAUAUGAUAACUUUGGUGACAUGUAGCUGCAUAAGGAAGCGAGACUUUGCUUAAUAAG